AUGUCGACACCUCUUCAUUGGUUAGCUGAUGGUAGCGAUAUCGGACCUAGCAAAUACAGCUCUGUUACAACUGUCGGAUCUCUAAAAGAGAAAAUUAUUUCACAAUGGCCCAAAGAAAAAGAAAACGCGCCUAAAACAAUAAAUGAUGUGAAGCUUAUAAAUGCGGGAAAGAUUCUUGAAAACAACAAAACUCUUGCUGAAUCAAGAUCUCAUGUUAGCGAAAUCCCAGGAGGUGUCAUCACUAUGCAUAUUGUUAUGCGCCCUCCAAUGGCCGAUAAAAAAAGUGAAAAGUUGCAGGAUGGCUCCCCCAAAACGAGCAGUUGUUCAUGCAUGAUUCUGUGAAGUUUAUACAUCGAUUUUCUUGAGCUUUCAGAUGAAAGGAUCUUGGAGGGUUUAUUAUAUUUUGAUCAUUACAAAUUUUCUUAAAUCUUUUUCUCAAAAUCAGAAAGGGAAAAAGAAAAGGAAAAUAUGAUUUUAUGUUGGUAUAUGAAUCGGUAUAGAAGCUUUGUAGAUUGAAAAGAAGAUGUUAAAAAGAUAAGAAAUUUCAAUCAUUUGUUUUUAAUUUGUCUUAUAUCAUAUUCGUGGUUUGAUUGUUU
Lactuca virosa is the source of this 596-nucleotide messenger RNA. NCBI's taxonomy places the organism in Eukaryota, Viridiplantae, Streptophyta, Magnoliopsida, Asterales, Asteraceae. The record is from the annotation of a GenBank genome assembly.